This is a messenger RNA of Lontra canadensis (Northern American river otter), 1951 nucleotides long. It is a transcript of the gene ZNF500, whose product is annotated as zinc finger protein 500. NCBI's taxonomy places the organism in Eukaryota, Metazoa, Chordata, Mammalia, Carnivora, Mustelidae. Gene Ontology annotation, molecular function: DNA-binding transcription factor activity, RNA polymerase II-specific; RNA polymerase II cis-regulatory region sequence-specific DNA binding. The transcript has 6 exons. The record is from RefSeq and is a predicted model, not a curated record. Gene Ontology annotation, biological process: regulation of transcription by RNA polymerase II. The coding region runs from base 290 to 1738 and encodes 482 amino acids.
AUCCCGGCCGGGGACUCCCAGCACUCCCAGGACCCUGGAGUUGGAGAGGCCGAGGUGACCAUCCAGUCGGGGGUACCCGGCGGGCCUUUGGGGCUUGCAGGGCCCGAAAUCGGGGGUCAGGUCGUGACAGAAUCCGCGUCCUCGCAGUCAGAGGGCGCCCUGGUUCUCACCAUAUUUCCAAAGGGACCCCAGCCCAGAGUCCUGCAAACCUCUUAUCCAGUGUGUCUGAGGUUCGGGGAAGCACAAAUUUGAGCCCUGAGGCAAAAGAAAGCAAGACCCGCCCCAGACAAUGGCAACCACACCUGGUCUCCAGCCUCCACCGCCCCUGGACCAAGAUGAGAUCUUGAUUGUGAAGGUGGAGGAGGAUUUCUGCUGGGAAGAGGAGCCCUCCCUGGAGCCAGAAGACCCCAGCCCUGAGACCUUCCGCCAGCUCUUCCGGCUCUUUUGUUAUCAGGAGGUGGCGGGGCCGCGGGAGGCCCUGAGCCGCCUCUGGGAGCUCUGCUGCCGCUGGCUGCGGCCAGAGCUGCGCACCAAGGAGCAGAUCCUAGAGCUGCUGGUGCUGGAGCAGUUCCUGAUGGUGCUGCCAGGGGAGAUCCAGGCCCGGGUGCGGGAGCAGCAGCCGGAGAGUGGUGAGGAGGCCGUGGUCCUCGUGGAAGGGCUGCAGCGGGAGCCCAGGAAACAGAGGCAGCGGGGCCUGGAGGUGCUCCCUGAUGAUGUAGCGCCCCACGGGGCAGGAGAAAAGUCCUUGAAACACCAAGUGGAGGCCAGGCCGGAGGAGCUGUCUCCGGAGGAAGGGUCUGGAUGCUCCAGCCAGCAGCCCCCAUCCCAACGGAGCCGCAGACCAAAGAGGGGCCCCCAGCUCUGGCCAAAGAGGGGCCCAGCGGCCUCCCAGCAUCAGGAGACAGCAGCUUCAGCCUCGUCCUUCAUUUCGUCUUGGUCCCAGCAGGUGCCAGUGACCUUGGAGGACGUGGCAGCGUACCUGUCCCAGGAGGAGUGGGAGAGCCCAGACCCAGCUCAGCGGGAUUGUAGCUGGGACGCACGGCCGGAACACAGGGGGCGUGGGCUGCAACUUGGUGGAGAGGACGCCAGGGAGGACGCGUCGAUGAGAAGGGAGAGGGACCGAGCGCCGGCUGGGGGCAUGACCAGACCUGAGCAGCCUCUGGAAAGAGCAGGACCCCGACGAGUCGAAAAGCCAUACACGUGCCCCGAGUGUGGCAAAGGCUUUAGCAAAACGUCCCACUUGACCAAGCACCAGCGCACGCACACCGGCGAGCGGCCCUACAAGUGUCAGGUGUGCGGCAAGGGCUUCAGUGACCGCUCCAACUUCAGCACGCACCAGAGGGUCCACACGGGCGAGAAGCCGUACGCGUGCGCCGAGUGCGGGAAGCGCUUCAGCCAGAGCUCCAGCCUGGUCAUCCACCGCAGGACGCACACCGGGGAGCGGCCGUACGCCUGUGCCGAGUGCGGGAAGCGCUUCAGCAACAGCUCCCACUUCAGCGCGCACCGGCGGACACACGCGGGCGAGAAGCCCUUCGCGUGCCCAGCCUGCGGCCGGGGCUUCCGCCGGGGCACGGACCUCCACAAGCACCAGCGGACCCACAGCGAAGCGCAGCACCCGCCGGGCCCGCAGAGCCCCGCAGCGAGGCUCCAGGAGGCCCCCGGGCUGAAGCCCGGCCGCCGCUCACUGAGCUCCCCGCCUCGGGGGCCCCGGUCAGAAUUUCACGGUCAGAGUUCAUGAAGCUGCUGGAGUUACUGUCUUGGAACCAGAACCCUAACCUGAAGGCAUUUCGGACACACCUCGUGUGCCCCUGCUGGGGGCCCAGCUGAUGACAGUGGGACAUUUCCGGUGCCCGGGCUGGGGGAAGAAUCCGGGCACUGAGCGUGGCAGUGACGGCUGGACACGGAGCGGGUGGACCUGGGCCGUGGGGCCGCUGUCCAGAGGAGCACAGCC